Molecule: messenger RNA, 3045 nt
Organism: Ceratotherium simum simum (southern white rhinoceros)
Lineage: Eukaryota; Metazoa; Chordata; Mammalia; Perissodactyla; Rhinocerotidae
Gene: TSLIG2
Product: tRNA splicing ligase complex subunit 2
Biological process (GO): embryonic morphogenesis
Cellular component (GO): tRNA-splicing ligase complex
Source: RefSeq, a predicted model, not a curated record
GAAAUGCCAGUGGUUUCCUGGGCAGACACUCCCUUCCCUUCCUUCGUUCUCCCCGGGAGUAUUCCCCCGCCAGAGCCAGCCCGGUACCCCACCUUGCGAGAAAGUAGGAGCACGACGCGCGGCGCACCCAGACUGACGACACCCCCGAGUCCCCGCCCAUUACGUCACUUCCGGGACGCUUCCUUCGCGGAGGCUUGUGGGUAGCUGGCCGGGGUCUCCUGGCGACGACGAUGGCGGGGGAUGUGGGCGGUCGCAGCUGCACGGAUUCGGAGCUGCUGCUGCACCCGGAGCUGCUGUCCCAAGAGUUCCUUCUCCUCACCCUGGAGCAGAAGAGCAUAGCUGUUGAAGAUGAUGUGAGAAUGAACAAAGACAGUCUUGCUGAUCUUUAUGUCCAGCAUGCAAUACCAUUGCCUCAGAGAGAUUUGCCAAAGAAUAGAUGGGGGAAAAUGAUGGAAAAGAAAAGAGAACAACAUGAGAUAAAAAAUGAGACUAAAAGGAGUAGCACUGUAGAUGGGUUAAGGAAAAGACCCCUCAUUGUGUUUGAUGGAAGUUCAACAAGUACAAGCAUAAAAGUGAAAAAGACAGAGAAUGGAGAUAACGAUCGACUCAAGCCUCCCGCUCAGAACCAUGACUUAACGCAUAGGAAAAGCUCUUCGGGCGCUGUGAAGUCACCACCUUUGUCCCCUGUUGGAACUACUCCGGUGAAAUUAAAGCGAGCUGCUCCUAAGGAAGAAGCCGAGGCUGUGAAUAACCUGAAGCCCCCAGAAGCAAAGAGGAAGAUACAACAUGUUACAUGGCCAUGAAGGAAAGUUUCCAAAAAUGUAAAUAUAACUGUAACUAGUUUUUCAAACAUGUUCACAUACAUUGACAGUAUUUACAGAGAUCCUGAUUGUUAUGGAAUUUUCUUAAGAGAUUUAAAAUUACGUUCAAAAAAAUAGUCUUGUCUUUCUUUUCUUCCUUCCCUCUCUUCCUUUUUUAAAAAAAUUAUUGCCUUUCAUGCCCUGAUUAGGAAAGAAUUUUUUUUAAAUGAAUGGCUUAGUAUAAGUCUUUUAUAUUGACCCUAGUCAAAUCAUUAGCUGCAAGUCUGGUCCAAAGCAUCUGAUGAAUUUCAGGAAUUAUCCUCAUUAGUCUAUUUUAGUCUUUGGGGGAAUUUGAGAUUUUUUAAAAACUCAAAUAUUUUAGUAGUUCACAAUUUUUAUUUCUUUUCCCAAGCAAAAGAAUAUAACAGUUCCUCACGAUAUUUUAGCAAAUACUGCCAAACUCAUCCUCAAGGUUCACCAAGAAAAGCAUAUUUAUAGUGCUGCCAAUAAACUGUUCAGAAUAUAUGGAUAAAAUUGCUGUUCUUUAAGUGCUUGCAUUGCUUCUUCCCGUAAAAAUCAGGAGAGAAAUCAGUGCUUGCUAUUGCUCCUUUCCUUGAAGUCAUAAUAGAAUUGAUUUAUUCUGAGUUGACUGGUCAGUCUUGACCCUGGUCCACCCUUGAGAAUAUUCUUGUCAUGCAGCAGCCCUCCCUACUCUUUUCAUGAGCAGUCUGUGAUCUCACUCUGUGAGCUCAGGUGUCACUCCCUCCUAGGAGCUUACUCUUUUCAAAAUGAAGCUAACUGUAAAAUCUUUGGGUGAAGUAAUCACGUUAGAAGUGGUACCCGAUGGCAGGAAGUUUAGAGACUUGGAAGAGGGGGGAUAGAAUUCUAGAACUUAAGAGAGUCCAGGGAGUAUGGCAGUGAUGGGGAAAACUCAGCGUGAUCUGGAGUAGGCAGAGAGGAGAUGCUGAAGUCAGAAGUCAGCACAGAGUGAUGGCGUAGAAGUGUGCCAGCUGGACGGGGCUCCCUGCUGGUGUAGUAUGGACAGCUUCCCACAGGGCUGUCACACACAGAAGUAUCUGGUAAGGUUUUGUGUUUGUGUUAAAUUGGUAUUCUCAUUCCACUUGUAUAAUGGAAGUCAGUGGGAAAAUAGGGUACACCUUAUAUUCAUGAGUUCUAGUGUCCACUUUUCUGCUAUAUAUUUCUAACCAAGUGCAAAGGAUAGUUUAUACUUUGUCCCUUGUGUGAUUGAUCUUCAGAUUGGGGUUUGCCUUUUCAAUACUUUUUAGAGGAGUCUCAUUCUUCUUUUGAUUUGUUCAAAUAAGCAUUUUAGUUCAGCUAUUCAAUAGCCUUACAAAAAAUUAAUUCAGCCUUGCUGGUAAGUACUGUACUAAAACUCUAACCCUGUAGUUUUUAGCCAUUCUGCCUUUAUCCAGACUGUAAAUUUGUACACAUAAGACAAAAUUGAUACACACUAAGUGUUGCUAAAUUGUUAAUGUUAUAGUAAAUUGUUAAAUAUAUAGUUAUCUGCAGGGCUGAUACAUGUAAUAUUGUUGAAGGACAACUGUGAUCCUAUACAUAAUUGUAUGUUAAGGGAGAUUUUAAAAGUGCAGAUUUUAGGGUAGAAUGACAAAUUAUAUUUGGUUGUCCCCUCUGCUUCCAUCUGCAUUUCUCUCUCAGUUAAGAGAGAGUUAGCAUUUGACAGUUUUAAGUCAGUGGAAACUUAUUUUUAGUUACUCAAUAAAAGUAAUUUUUAAUUUGUAUAUUUAACUUACAGAGUAGGUUGGUAAUAACAGCUGAACUGUGUAACAUUGUUGCUUCAAAUUGAAGUUUAUAUUAUGAACACUCAGAAUCAGUGCUCAUAUAGCAGCAUAUUAUUGAGCUAUUUUGAGUUUGAAAUGUGGAGAAGCACUAAACCAUGUACUUUGUAUUAUAUAAUACCUACAUCUUAGCGUGCUGUGCCUUCUCGAGGUGUAUAGAUGCAGCUUGUCCUGAUAUGUCUUUCUCCACAUAAUGAAGCCUGCUGAGUGAUUGGACUCUGAAGCAGAAGUGUUGGGAAUCCUAUGUUUUGAAGUGUUGCUUUGGUGUGCUUUAAAGGUUAGAAGGACUUGAUUUGAAUGGUGAACAACUUUGGAAUACUCUUUGCUUGUAACCUGGGUUAAUAUUGUUGCUCUUGAUUCUCUAUUCCAGUAAAGCCAGCUUUUCUUAUUAUUGGGGUAGGCAGGUGAUUGACAUUAGAGUCAGUAGG